Molecule: messenger RNA, 1023 nt
Organism: Kalmanozyma brasiliensis GHG001
Lineage: Eukaryota; Fungi; Basidiomycota; Ustilaginomycetes; Ustilaginales
Product: MEMO1 family
Exons: 1
Coding region: 1-1023 (340 amino acids)
Source: RefSeq, a predicted model, not a curated record
AUGGCGCCGUCAAGAAAAGCCUCGCAUGCAGGCAGCUGGUACUCCUCCUCGCCUUCGCAGCUGCGCACGCAACUCACAUCCUGGCUCUCCGCAGUACCCACUACGCUCCCCUCUCCACUCUCUGUCUGCCAACCUUCCCCUUCCUCGUCUCCUCUCACGCUACCGAUCCCGGGCAGUCGAGCGAUCAUCGCCCCGCACGCGGGCUACUCCUACUCCGGUCCCGCCGCCGCCUACGCCUACUCGACCAUCGACACCUCCACCAUUUCGACGGUCUUCAUCCUCGGACCAUCGCACCACGUCUAUCUGGACGGAUGCGCGCUCACUGCCUGUCACUCCUACGAGACGCCGCUCGGCCAUCUGCCCGUCGAUCGUGCGCUCACCGCCGAGCUCGCCGCCACCGGCAAAUUUUCCACAAUGACCCAGCAGGAAGACGAAGAUGAACACUCGCUCGAGCUUCACCUGCCCUACAUCCGACAUGUUUUUCCAUCGCAUAUCAAGAUCGUUCCUAUCCUGGUUGGCGCAAUCAACACGGCGAAGGAACAAGAGUACGGCAAGGUGUUGGCGAAGUAUCUGGCGGAUGAAAAAUGCUUCUUUGUGGUCUCGAGCGAUUUUUGUCAUUGGGGUAGCCGGUUUAGGUAUACACUCUACAGGCCGAUUUCGGGCCCGCCGAUCAGCCUGACAAGUAGAAAUGCGAGGGAGGCGACGCAGGGAAAGGAGAUCCAUCAGAGCAUCCGCGAGCUCGAUGAGGCCGGCAUCCUGGCUAUCACCCACCCGUCGUGCCCCGCCGGCGAGAAGACGGCAGAACAGGCACGGGUCGAAUUUGCCGCCUAUCUUAGGGAGACCAAGAACACCGUCUGUGGAAGGCACCCCAUCGGCGUACUGCUUGCUGCCCUCGCGGAACUCGAAAGAGCAGGAACGGCGACAGAGUGCAGGUUCACCCGCUACGAGCAGUCGAGUGCCUGUCUCAGCGUCGCCGAUUCCAGUGUUAGCUAUGCUAGUGCCUUCGUUCGCGUUCGCGAGUAA